UUCCAGAACAACGCCCUCCUUCAUGAAAGAGGAGGAAAAACGCAUUCUUAUCUUCGCUACUCAAUUUCAACUGUCACGCACGGCGGCGCGUCACAGAGCGUCACAUCAGUGCCUGGAUCGCGCACGGUCGCGUGAAGGUCGCCCCACCCCGGGAUACCGAAGUCGGCGUCCCUUUUUUCGCCUCCAUCAUCGCACGGAUUCGCACCAUGGCCGAUUCCACGCUGCGACAGCGCAGGCCCGCCGAACAGCCCUCACCCGUAUGUCUCUGUUCUUCCGCCCCGGCGGUCCUUCCUCGAGAACUAAGCAGCGUUGCAUUCAGCCGGCCGAGGGCGCGACAAAAGAAAGGGAGAAGGGCAAGGAGAAGGGGAAGAACGAGGAGGGUGGGCUCUUGGCUUUCAUUGGGCUCGUCGGCGGUGUGAUUGUCAUGAUCAGCUUGGCUGUCGUCGCGGGGAAGACUUUGUACAAUUCCAACCCAGGCGAGUUCUUCAAGCCCAAAGCCAACGCCGUAUGGCAGGCAGUGCCAGGCGUGGAAGAGCCGUGGGAGGUCAACUUCUCUGCGGACACCGAGAAGCGGGAUGCGGUGCACGCGUGGCGGGCUUAUUCGCGGGACGCCUUCGGCUCUGACGAAUACCACCCACUCAGCCGGCGUGGCUCGAACUUGACGUCUGCUGGAGGUAUCGGGUACACCGUGAUCGAUGCGAUCGACACGAUGCUUGUGAUGGGGCUAGAUACCGAGUAUCGACAGGCCCGCCGAUGGGUCGCGGAGAAACUCGACUUCGACAAGAAUGGGGAGGUCAGCACGUUCGAGACGACCAUCCGUGUUCUCGGCGGCCUGCUCUCAGCAUACGCUCUUGCUCCUUCAGAGGACGACAAGAAGCUGUUCCUCGCUCGUGCGACCGAUCUCGGCGAGCGCAUGCUCCCUGUAUUCAACAGCCCGUCCGGGCUGCCGUACUCCUUCGUCAAUCUCGCUGAGCGCAAGGGCAAACCAGAGCCAGGUCUCGGGAUGCUCGUGAGCACCGCUGAAGCCGCCUCGCUGCAGCUCGAGUUCCGGUACCUGGCUCACCUCACAGAUCGCGGCGAGUUUUGGGACAGGGUGGAGAAGGUCAUGGACGUGAUCCGAGCAGCUAGGGUGGGCGACGCCUUGGUGCCGAUCUUCAUGAGCAUGCCUGCUGGGAAGUUCAUGAAUGCGGAGAUCCGCCUUGGAUCUCGAGGAGACUCCUACUACGAAUACUUGCUUAAGCAGUAUAUCCAGACUGACCGCAUCGAAGAGAUGUACGCCGCGGCCAUGGACGCCAUCCAUCGCAACCUCUUCUUCCGGAGUAACGACAAGAAACUGCUGUUCGCGGCAGAAAUCCAUCCGCGCCCUGAGGCUCGACCCAGAACUUAUGUGCGCAUCCGCAAACAGGAUCAUCUCGUGUGCUUCCUGGGUGGUUCGCUGCUACUCGGCGCAGUGAAUGCCCACGCGCCUCAACUCACGGUCUCGAUACCACCCAUGGCUCAAGAGCUGACUCCUUUCGGGAAGCGUGACUGGUCAGCGGGCAUGGACCUGGUUGAGAGUUGUGUGGACACGUAUCGGACUCCCUCGGGUCUAGCACCUGAGAUCGUGCAUGUGCGAGAGACCAUCGAGAAAGGGGACUGGUUUAUCAAAGGGGCCAAACCUGUUGGGGAGCCGCCGGUGUAUGAUGCAAGAUACAUCCUUCGGUACGCGACUCUCCUCAUCGUCCAACAACCAGCUCACCCUUCUCCAAGCCCUGAGACAGUCGAAUCUCUCUUCAUUGCCUGGAGACUGACCGGGCACCCCAAAUUCCGCGACUACGGCUGGGAGAUCUUCCAGGCCAUCGAGAAACACUGCCGCAUUCCAGACGGUGGCUAUGCGGGUGUGCUGAACGUCGAGGCUGUUCCUGUGGAAUGGGAGGAUAAGCAAGAGACGUUCUUCCUUAGCGAAACCUUGAAGUAUCUGUAUCUCCUAUUUUCGGAUGACAGUGUGAUACCGCUGGACGAAUUCGUCUUCAAUACGGAGGCGCAUCCGCUACCGAUCUUCAGCCCCAACAGAAUGCAUGCGGGGUAGACUCUUGCUGUAGGUUUUAAGUUAUCACUACUACUAAAUAUUGCUUGACGAUGAGUACUCGUUAACGUUAAAAACAUGAGGAUGCGCUCAUUAGUCUGUUGCUCCGAUACCAUGUCACAGUAAAGGGAAACCCAUGCUCUCAAGUAAACUCGAGUUGAUCACAAGAAUGAUGAUGGGACACGUGCCCAUCCUUGCCUUUGCAGCCCCCUUUCCCAUCCGAGUCUGAGUCUGAAAGUCGCUGUUCCAGGCUUCUUUCGUUGCCGCAUCCUACAUUGCUCCCGAACCACAUACAGUUUGUCAGGGAUCAAUGAUUGUUGUGGUCCUCUCUUCCCCAUUGCCGGAGCACUGACAGUGGAUACGUUGUGGGGUGGGAUCGUUUUCGUCCAGUUCCGUCUAAUGUCGUGCUCUUAUCCGAACCUUGCGUGCCCACACGAUCGACUCCGAAAACCGCAAGGAAAGCUGGGAAGACACCACUGCUCUGGGAUGCAUAGGUCUUCCUCGACGUAGAGAAAAACAAUCACUCGAAAAGCCGCUACAGUAUGUAUGCGCUAUCCAGCACCUACCGCGCCUGCGCCCAUCGGUUCCUCUCUGGGCCCUUCACGGAUUUACACCGGUAUCUUUGCGCUUGAUCAAUGGGAUAGGAAUCUGGCCAGGUGGCCUUCUCGUGGAGUGGACCAGCGAGUUGCUCCCGAGGAUGUCGCCUCCCUGAUGAGCAUGAGCGCCUCUCAGACAUGGCUGAUCAUCCUUGUAUCAAAUGUCGCUUCUUCGAUCCUUGGAAACCUCUGCUCAUUGGCCCACCGCUGGUCCUUGAAGCGUCGAAUUGUCAAGCCUUCUUUUGCUACGAUCGUCUGAGCACACGAUCAGCGAAGACCUGGAUUGGCGGCCCUCAUUGUUCCCGGGAUGCAUGCACACACGAAGAACCCAUUGAGAUGUCUUCCUCGCUCAGUCCUUCAAAAGGGCCGCCAGCUAUCAUCAUGACCCACAUCCAUUCUCCGUUCCCUGAGCCCUCCCUGCACCUGGCGGAAAAGGCUGCUAUGAACCCCUCCAAGCCAUGCCAAAUCCGUGCCCCCGAACUUGCUCUCGUUUUCGGCGGACCUUCGGACGAGGCGGUACUAGGCAGCGUUAGCGAUACAUCCCAAGUCGGACAUUUCCGAGCACGACCCUACUCUUCAAGUAGCGACUACCUCCCUCCGAAUCCGGCUUUCUUCGUGCGUUGUUCAAUUGACAACGCAGGGGUUCUGACUGCAAUCCUCGAUCAGUGGGACAGCAAUCCGCCUGUUACGCGGUGUUCGCUACUCGGAGCUGGAUCCGACCCUCGAGAAUCUGUCCCCCCUCAACGCCGACCGUCUCGCUAUGAUCCGGCCCCGUUGCACAAGAGAUCUCCGCCUAGCCCGUCCGUCGACAGCUACCAGCUUGAUUCUCGUCUUCUGAACACCGUGCUGCCUGACGGAGGGGCUGGUGGUAGAUCACCAGCUGGUCGGUACCCAAUAUCGCCUCUGAAUCCUCAAGCCGAAUCUGGUCACCAACUCCAAGCUCAGGAGUAUCGUGAUCCGCGCAAUAGCGGGGUAGGAGGAGGAGGAGGUAGAGAAGGACGAUCCUCGACCCUGGGCUCCCCAUCAGCCCCGCACGCAGGAUCCCUUCAGCUUCUGUCGCGGAGGGACCGGCCAAACACGAUUCUCCGUUCGGCGCUCGCGUGCGCGGACUGUCGCAAGCACCGGCUCCACUGCAAACCAUCUUCUGUGCCCCAUGUCACGUCGUGCCAUUGGUGCUACGUCCAUGGCCGCAUGUGCGAGCACCGUGAAUAGCGCGAGAGCUGACGUUCGUGCUGAGGGUCCAACCUCACUGCGUCUUGCAUGUCAAUCUACCAUUUGCACUAUGAGGCGACGCGACUCUUAUUGCCUUGAUUGCAGAUGAUAGUUCAUAUGAGCGUAUCCAUGGGUGAUAGAAAUAUCCCCAAAAUGAACAUUCGUCGAUUCUCUGUCUAGUAGCACUGGGAUAAUGUCGUGUCCGUCAGGGUCUUUGUCUCAUGCGUGAUGUGACUCUCCGUGAUACCCGCUUCCGAAACAGCACAGCCACUCAACAAGUCGCGACGUUCCCCCAUUGACUUUGACUCAGCUUGACACUUGGCAUUAUCUCAUCCACUAACAAGAACGUUAACAUGACUCGAAUCUGGCCAUGUACCGCACGGACCCGCAAUCGCCACUCGUUAUAUAAGGCUAUGUCUCUGCCUCUUCCCUCACACACCCACACCACAACUACAACGCUUUCCGUGACUCCCAAAUGACGCGCUCAGCUCUUUCUGAAAACUCUCCGCGAGUAGUACGCAAGGCAUUCCGCGCCCAAGCCAAAUCACAAGGCCAGUCCUUCCGCGCCGCCAUCCUCGCACAGAAGGCGCGCGCCGCCGAAGACGGCAAGAAGGUCGAGUACCCCGAUGCCGGGCGCCGCAACCCGGGGCGCAUGGACGGCAUGCGCUGGAACGGCGACUCGUUCGUCUCCCCGCCCCAGGUGGACGGCGAGGAGGUGUCGUCGGACUUGGAAGACGACGGCGCUUCCGAAUGGGCGGCCGGUGUCGCAGACGGGAAACGGGCGGAGGGCUCGCUGCCCCAGCCUAUGGUCGUGUCGCUGCUCGACAUUGCGCGACCCGCGAAACCACGGGGUGGCAAGAAGCAUCGUGCGGUGAAUGUCGUGGAGGAUGAUGCUGUAUCAGUAUAUGCUGAGAGCGAGCUCUGGGAGGAGUGGGAUGCCCACAGCGAAGGAUGGGAGGUCCAAAGCGAGCUUUGGGAGAUCCCAGAAGGAGAGUACACGGCUGACGAAUGGGAAGAGCUGUAUGAAGGAAACGCUCACCCCCCAGAUAAACCCAUUGCCACUCCCCGGUUGUCGUAUGCGUCUGCUCUACGGAGAUGAUCUCUGCCUGUUGGAACCCGACUUGCCUCUUCACCUUGCUUCAUUCACGAUUUAGAUACACCAUACCAUUAUCCAUUAUCAUUAUGAUUGACCUCCCGGUCCGUGAUCACGUGAAAGGCUUCCCCUAUGAGUACCGCUGAGCUCUGAUUACCAAUCUCCUCAAGAUCCUCAAAUGGACUAGUGCUUAGUUGUAUGUUGUCGUCUGAUCAUCUAACCUCUAGAUGGUUGCAAUCCUCUCUUGGCUAGCCUAUGUGGCUUGACAACUGCUUCACGCCUGUCCAGCUCAAAUCGCACUUCACCCCCGUUCCUGACCUCUUCAAAAACUUGACUCAUGCCGAAUCGACUCGCUCUCCCUCUGAUCCAUGGCCGGAAACCCCAGCACCCACAUCGUGUUCGGAGCCUCCCCGGACUCGUAUCUCAUCGCGCACGGACGCCGAUUCGUCUCGGAGAACAUCCCCGACCAGCUGCUCCGUCACGUCCAGAAUGAGAUGAACAUCAGCAUGACGCUGUGGAUCAGCAUGGGCAGUGCGCCGGAUACGUGGGUCACGCACAACGUCGCGACCGCCAAAUACCACUUCAGCUCGACGAUCGAUCCGACGGUCCGCGCCCACCUCGCGGGGACGAACAGCAAGUUCGCCGCCGACUUCGUCACGUUCCCGUCCAGCGGCGACGCCGGCCGCUUCUUCGUCAAGGGCAAGGCCAGCGGGCAGUGGAGCGCUGUGCUGCCGCAGAUCUAUGUGGACCGGCUGUCCGCGGCGAGGGCGGAGAUCGGGGCGUCGCAGCUGGACAACGCGCUGACGGGUGUGUUGUUUGGCAAGGGCAACACUUGCAUCUGGUUGCUUGCGGGUGGAUUUGCGAUUCAGCCGGACGAGAAUGCUGAGGACUGGACGGAGGAGCAUCCACUGAUCCAGGUUCUCCUCAAGCAUCAGGAGGGCUGGUUGAUCGAGCGAGGGUCGUGUCUGAGCUUCCACAAUUCGCGGCACUUCUUCCUCAAGCUCAAGAACAUCCAGCGGGGCAAUGUCCGGCUGCACUGGAGUCUCCCGGACAACAUGGCCGUCAAGCUCAAGAGGCUCCAGGAUACCUUCGCGGGUGACCCAGAGGAACGCCGACUGUUGGCGGAAUCAGACCAGAUGUGGCUUAAUGUUGUCAAUGGGCGUGUGAACUCGGAGAUGCAAGCGAUCAGUAGCCUAGCUGCGCAACGGAAUCGACUAGGCGUCUAUGCUCGAGCGGCGUUGACUGGAGAGACGGUGAUCGAACGACGGCACAUAUGAUAAGUACGCCGAUAGACUUGAGUCUGACAUUGUAAAGUCGAACUAGUUUCCCCCCUUCCAUCCUAUGUCUCCAAGCACAGAAACAUCUGUUCAUUGUCUAGCAGAUCUCGACAGUGCAUGGUGUGUGAAUUCGAGAUCAAUCCGCACCAGUCCCGCGCCCUGCGCCGCUUCUGUCCUUCCCCUUCUCCCUCGAUCCGCUCGUGCGGUGUCUUCGAAUAAAGCGGGAAUGAUCAAAUUACCCGAUUAUGACGCAGCGGAAAUAACUCCCGCGCACGCAGCUUCUGCUGUGCAACUGAUUGUAGAUCCAAUACAUUAUCCGGAGUUUGUGAGCUGGUAGGGGGCAGGGCAGGCACUCGGAUUGCCACGAUGCGUGGCGUGUGCGCUAUAUCGCUAUCUGCAGUCCGUGCCGCGUGGGUGGCAGUCGAUAGAGUCCGCGGGGAUCGAGAGCUAGAGCCUUGUGAGAAGCAGUGUCUUACAUGAAACGGGAUAAGGGACCAGCCCGUGGGACUGCAGAAUCCGAUAAGAUGAGGUGGGAUCGAAGAAAUAAGUUGCAUCAAACACGGACACGUGACGACAUGCAUACAUGCAUCAUAACUGAUGACGCGCGUCUUGUGCCGAAAGCUACUUGAUGGAUUGGAGUGCGUUGAGUCAACGGAAAACUCCAAGAACUACGAACCAAGGCCACAAGGUUAAUAGGCACGUCAAAGCACGGUGGAUCCCUACAGAAACUCAUAGACUCCCACACUCCCCGGGGCCCCACCUCCCAGACCCGAAGUAUACGGCACGCCGACGCAGCGAACAGCUGCGAAACCCGACUCCGGUGAUCAAUCUGGCUUUCGGAGCCGCCAUGGACCCACCCACGCUACUCUCCCAGCGGACUCGGAUUCGGAACGCUAGAGCUUGUCAGGGACGAUGAUCGUUUCUGUCACGCCAAUCGACGUGUGGGACGCGAGUUGGGGCUCGCAUCUGCGCGUU
Molecule: messenger RNA, 7218 nt
Organism: Mycena citricolor
Lineage: Eukaryota; Fungi; Basidiomycota; Agaricomycetes; Agaricales; Mycenaceae
Source: the annotation of a GenBank genome assembly